This is a messenger RNA of Enterobius vermicularis (human pinworm), 243 nucleotides long. Lineage: Eukaryota; Metazoa; Nematoda; Chromadorea; Rhabditida; Oxyuridae. The record is from the annotation of a GenBank genome assembly.
AUGGCUGUCGAAUGCUUGCUGAUGCGUGAAGAUAUUUAUAUGAAGCUGCUAAAAAUCUCGGAGAAGACGUAUGGCGGUGAAAAGUUACGGCAUGAUGCACUCUACCAGAGGUUAAGAAGUCUGCCCUCAUUUAAAGGAGCUAGUUUAAGGAUAAUCGUUAAGGAAGUAGAUCAUAUCACCCAACAAACUCCUGAUUUGGAAGGAACAAAGGAUGAGGUAGCAGUGGUGAUAAUUUUACAUUAG